AUGGCGUACAAGUUAACGCAAACGUUAAAAACAAAGAGCAUAGUAAGGACAGUGCGUUUCAACGUCGACGGAGCUUAUUGCAUCGUUUGUAACAGUGACCGUAGGCUGUACUUGUUCAACCCUCACCGCAGCGCCCUGCUGAAGACUUACUGCGGACAUGGCGGAGAAGUAAUGGACGCGGACAGCUCCUGCGACAGCGGCCAGAUAAUUUCCGGAGGCUUGGAUAAAUCUGUGAUUCUCUGGGACGUGGCAACGGCGAGUCCUCUGCGAAGGUUCCGAGGCCACGCGAGUGGGGUCGCUGCGGUCAAAUUCAGCGAAGAGUCGACCUUGAUAGUCUCCGGGGGCAGGGACAACUUGGUCCAGUUGUGGGACGUGCGCUCCAGGUCCCAGGACCCGGUGCAGACUCUCUCCGAGGCCAAGGACGCCAUUUCGAGUGUCAGGAUCUCCGACCAUGAAAUCCUGACCGCUUCCUUUGACGCUAGAAUCAGGAGGUACGACGUUAGGGUUGGCCAGCUUGCUACAGACUGCCUUGGAGAUGCUGUUACCUGCUCGUCCUUCACCAGAGAUGGACAGUGCACCCUUAAUAGCUGCGCUGAUGGCGCCCUCAGGCUCCUUGAUAAGGACUCCGGUGAAUUACUGAACGAAUUCAAGGGCCAUCUGGCCAGCGACCUUUGUUUAGAGUCUUCUGUUGACUCCCAGGACACUAGGGUCUUGUCCGGCUCCGCAGAUGGCGCUCUAUGCAUCUGGGACCUCGCUUCUGGGGAGCUAGUGGAUAGGCUCAAAGGCGAUUCAAGGUUUCCUGUUGUUUCUGUUAGUGUUCAUCCGACGGAAAAUUGUAUUUUGGUUAGCAAUGGCAGCAAUGUUUUUAUGUGGGUGUAUGAAGAAUAA
Cotesia congregata is the source of this 888-nucleotide messenger RNA. The record is from the annotation of a GenBank genome assembly. NCBI's taxonomy places the organism in Eukaryota, Metazoa, Arthropoda, Insecta, Hymenoptera, Braconidae.